AUGAACCCGCAUAUUUCUGUUCCCCGCCAACAUGCUGGUCCCUCUAACUUUGGCUCCACGCCCCACCGUGGCUCAAGUGUCCGCAUGCCACGCUUCUUCAAGAGACUAUUCAAGUUCCCUCAGAUGGACUUUGAGAUGGCAAUCUGGGAGAUGACAUCUUUGUUGAUUGCCCCUAAAAAGGUCUUCAAGUCCAUAUACUACCAUAAACAAACCAAAAACACCUGGCAUCGCCCGGAUCCAUCCUUCACAUAUCUCCUAUCCUUCUUCCUUCUCCUUACAGCUCUCGCCUGGGGCCUGGCAUAUACCCAUUCAUUCGGCGCCAUUGUGAAGCUCUCUAUUCUAUUCAUCUUUGUGCACUUUAUCGGCUCCUCUCUUCUGAUCUCAACCAUUGGCUACUUCGUUAUUGGCCGCUUGUUCGGUCCCAACGGUGCAGCUGCAUCGCUUGCCAGCCUUCGUGGAUCGCGUGGCCGUCGACGAGGUGCCGCACAGGGUCUAUUUGCACAGCCUGGGGAGAAGGAUCAAUUGGAAUAUGGAUACUGCUUUGAUGUAUCCAACCGUGCCUUUUUCCCUCUAUACCUCCACCUCUAUGUGGUCCAAUUCCUACUCCUUCCACUCCUGACUCGAAGCCCAAGCAACUUCCUGGCUACCUUCCUUGGAAACACCCUCUACCUAUCUGCCUUCAUUUACUACACCUACAUCACUUUCCUUGGAUACAAUGCCUUGCCAUUCUUGCACAACACUGAGCUCUUACUCAUCCCGAUCCUGAUCUUUGCGAUUUUGUGGUUCAUCAGCCUGGUUGCUGGUUGGGGCGUUGUCAUGCAAGGCCGAAGUGUUGAGGGCCUGUUUUGGGGUGUUUAA
Messenger RNA from Penicillium malachiteum, 858 nucleotides. RefSeq names its product unc-50 family protein. The coding region runs from base 1 to 858 and encodes 285 amino acids. The transcript is spliced from 5 exons. The record is from RefSeq and is a predicted model, not a curated record. NCBI's taxonomy places the organism in Eukaryota, Fungi, Ascomycota, Eurotiomycetes, Eurotiales, Aspergillaceae. Gene Ontology annotation, cellular component: Golgi membrane.